AUGGCCGAAACGAACCAGCAGCCUGAUCUGGCAGAUCCCCAGGUCAAUGCCAAUUCACUCAUAUCAUGGCUUGAGGAACAGCCAGAGUCUGAGCUGGUAGCUCGCUGUCAAGACCUUUAUGACCAGCUCUUAUUUGGAGCCUCUCAACCCCGGCACUCUUCCGUGCUAGCCUGCACAAAGCUGUGCGGCUUUGUUCAGCAUUGCACAAAGUCCCGUCAUGCUGUUGUUCAAGCAUGGGCCUUUUCGGAGCCCACGGCCAUGAAGCUAUUUGACUUUUACAUAGAGUGGAACGAGAAGGACCAGCAUCGUUCCAUGAAGCUGGUCCUUGACCUUUUGACUGUUCUAACAGGACAGAACCCGGAUCAGGAGACUGCGGCCUCCAUCCGCAGGCACAUGCUGAUCAGCUUGGUGUCCAUCAUCACCAGGCAGUCAACAAGACCGCUGGUCAAAUCAUGCAUCAAUUCUUUGAACCAUUUGUUCGUCAGGUCGGUGUACAAACUUGAAGACAUUGCAAACACGUAUCGAGAGGUCGAGCCAGCAGUGGCGUCGCUUUCGGACCUUGAACUCUGGAGACGUUUCUGCAGUGCUCUGAUUUCUUGGAUGUACCUUCACUAUGUCUGCUCAGUUGCAGGCAAAUUCAUUGUCACUGUUUUCAGGGCACUACGGGAUCUUGCUCAAGCUGGUCCAGAAUCCAACAGUCUCCACGAGCUGACCGUCGAGACGUGGCUAGACUGGCUACACGAAGAACUGCGUGCUAACCCGGCCAUCCUGGAGAACAUCAAGCUUUAUAUAUUUGUCCCUCUUUUCAAGACGGAUAGGCCACGAUCUUUGGAACUUUUAGACAUACUCAAUCGACCUCCCACGGAAAAGGCUGCGUCCCGUAGCGAUCACAACGUGCUGGACAUGGACGCCAUUCUACGCUUGGCGGCGCUCGAGGUGGGAAAGAAAUCUGGCUUGGUGGAAGACCCAGGUUCUUCAACUCUUCAAAAGUCCUCAAAGUACAUUGUGCUUGAUGUGAAAGUCAUGGAAAGCGUUCUCUCGCAUCCGUCGCCACGUAUACGACUGUUGGCACUGUCACUAUUGGCUACUUCUCCUUCCAGUACAAAACCCUACCCGGCCGAAGCACUGUCUUUGUUGAAAACUCACCUCCCGGCUUAUCACUCGGAUCCCGGCGCGGGUUUCCGCCAGGAAGCUCUCGUAUACACAAAGACCAUGAUUCAAAGAAUCAAAGGUACCAUUACUGCUGGCCAAAAAGUCAUUGCGGGCACUGUCUCCGCUGGUGAGAAGGCAGGCGCCAAGAAUGCCGCCACAAAGGUUGCCGUCAGUCAGGACAUCAUACAGGAGCACGAAAACUUUUCCAAGUGGUACAUGGACUUCCUCCUCGGAGAGCUCGUCCCAACAGCCUCGUACCAGCGGCAUAUCACUGCGCUUCGUGCCAUAAUUCAAGUCCUUAAUUUUGGAAAGGAGCUGUGUGGAGACUCCAUUUUCCUCGACUAUUCGUGGAUACGCUCGAUUCUUGACCUUGUCGUCGAUCCCUUUUCCGAUGUGCGCGAGACAGCAAUCUCUCUCCUUAUGCUGGCUACCAGAGAGGAUGUUGAAGCACUCGUCCAGACAAGACCUGGCUCGUCGACGAGGCUGGUCGACCUGGUUCGUGAUUUCAGGGCGCAGGCUGCAGCCAUGGCUUCGCGGACUGGCAGAGCCGACCAUGGAGAUGGCUCGGCACGACUGCAAGGGCUGCUUUGUAGCUGGGCCAGUUCCCUGGACGAGCAGCUUGACAUUCUUAAUCGGACUAUAGCUGAUAUCGACAUGAAAUUGGCCGUGGCAAAGCGAGAUAUUGCACUGGCUGUGGUCGAACACCCUGUGCAUGGAGAUUUUGCAUCUAUCAGCUGCGCAUGGGAGGUUCUGAGCAGAGCCAAGUACUCUGCUGAAGAUACGAAGAGACUGAUGCCGAUUCAACGCCGUGUUGUAGAAUGCUCAAAGGAGAUAUGGGAUGUCGUAAAGCCUAUUCUUUGCGAUGAUUCCCCAGAAGGCCACUUGCCCCAAGAAAUGGAAGAAGCUCAGGGGCUCGACACUAAAGGGCUGCUCAGUUACAGCUUCAGAGCUAUACAUGAAUCCAGCAACACAAUGCGCCUAAUCAUUGCUCCACUGAGAUUCAGUCGUGUCAAGGGAACUUUAUGUCCCCCAGGCGAUAUUUUCAAACAGAUCGGCAACUUGACUUUUGAGCAACUCUCCAGUCUUAGGCACAGAGGAGCUUUCAGUACCGUGUCUCUCACAUUCGUUACUUGCUGUCAGCUUGUCGAAGACCCGUCUGUCACAUCCCCAGACGCUGCAGCCGAAGAGACGCUUCUCUUCUCUUGGUAUGAGGGCACACUCGAUUGUAUCUUUGCCCAAGUAUCGACCACGCGCCGCUCGGCAGGCAUUCCGGCACUUAUGACAGGCAUUCUUGCGGCAAACGCAUCCCGACCAUCGUUUGAUGAGGUAAUUUCAAAGCUUGGAGAGAUUGCACAACGUCCAGCGCGAGUUGCUGAGACAGACGGCUCGAACCUGCCCCAAGUGCAUGCCUUGAACUGCAUCAAAGAUGUGUUCAAAAGCUCACUGCUGAGCGUACGAGCUGAAAAGUAUCUGCCGACCUUCCUCCGGGUCGCCACAAACAGCCUACGAUCCGAAUUAUGGGCCAUCCGAAACUGUGGGCUCCUUCUUUUGAGGAGUGUCAUUGACUCCCUUCUGGGCAACGCCGACAGCAAAGCUCUGCUUGAAGCCGGUUGGGACGGAAGAACGAUACGGAUAUCAUACGUUAAAUACUCAACCCUCGCGGGAAUUCUCGUCAGCUUGCUGCAGUCCGGCCAAGAGGCGCACGACACAGAGUCGCAACGGAGGGCCGCCGAGUCUGUGUUCCCGGCACUGGACAUCAUCCGUCGCGCAGGGCCACCCGAUUCUCACAGGGCGCAACUGUACUCGUUGGUUUCCGACUACUUGGCGAGCCAUCUCUGGCAUGUCCGGGAAAUUGCAGCACGUACUUUGAGCUCGUUCCUGGUAUCCAUGGACCACAUGAGAGAAAUCAGCAGCCUGCUGGAAAAGGCCAAGCUCUCUGCGAACAGGCUACACGGUACUCUACUUACUAUCAAGUUCCUGGCGGAGAAGGAAAAUCUCGACAGUGACGUCAUUGCCAGUCUGUCGUCUGAGAUUGAGCCGAUUGCCGAUCUUGAGCUAUACCAGCGUUGCCCACAAGUUCAAGCUGUUCAUCUAGAUCUGUUUUGCUUGCUCCUGAGGAGGUCUUCGUCACAUACCAGCUGUCAUCCAGGCAACUCCGUAUCCCCACUGACCCACGCGAACCGCCCAGCCUUGAUUUUGAACUCGGCACAAAGCACCCCAGACGCUUCGCUCCUUCGAAUUCAAUGCGGGCUCGAGGCUAUUCAACGGGCCUCACAAGUGGGCAAUACGGAUCAGCUGAGAGAUUCAGUGCUCGAAAUGUGCAGCGUGGACACAAACGCCGCAGCCCGCAUGAUUGAGGCGGUGCCUGACUUGUGGAAGACGGCCAAGGAUGCCAAAGUCACGUCGCAGUUGUGCCAUGCAUACAUCUACAUUGCCAUGAAGAACCGCGAUGAGGAAGUUCGGGUGGCGCUACUCAACAACAUCGCUGCUACAUUGGAGAGCCUGGUCUCGGCACAUGAGGUGGAUCUGCUCCCUGCAUCCCAGGACCUCAGCGCCUUGUGGGGUACCAUUCAAAGCCAUCAGAUGAACCCAGCCAUCUUCCAGGCUUGUCUCAGGACGAGCGGCCCUAUGAUGGCUGCCAUGUGUCUCCAUUCCGGACAGGACGGUGCGCCCCAGACACUUGGGCAUCAGCUACGAUGUUGGGCAACCAUCAUUAGCGAGGCUGGUCAUGAUGACAACGCAUUUGAUACCCGAGAAUCUGCUGCUCUCGCCAUCAAGUCAUUUACCGCAGCAGUAGGCAGUUGGUGCGCGACCAGCCAGGCCGAAACCUACUUGCCCUUAUUGCUGGCGCUUUAUGACACCCUGAACGACGACGACGAAGAGAUACGAGACAUCGGCGCCGCUGCCGCAGCUCCCGUUCUAGGCAAGCUCUUGGUUCCAACCGAAGCUGCACCCCAGCUGCUCGAGCACGUGGUCGCCACCAUGCCCACAUCCAACGAGUUGAAAAACUACGUGGCCCACAAACUCACAGGCAACUCCAAGAUGUACCCAACCAUGGACGAAGCAAGUAGCAAGGAGGCCUUGUCGUCGACAGCCAGCCCCCGCGACGAACUCCGCGCGGCCCUGACCUUUGACGAGUCCCUCUUCGUCAUCGAGGAGCAGAACCUCUUCAUCGACGAGGUGCGCGAGACCCAGCGCUGGGUCCACGCCCUCGAGGCCCUCGACGUCCGGGCUUCCGGCGACGACGCCACCAUCGCCAGGCUCAAGGCCUGGGCCGUCGAGGGCGUCGAGGCCGUGACGAGCCAGGCGGCGCGGGCCGGUGACGGGCCGCUGGGCUGGACGUCGCAGCCCAAGGUCUUUGCCAUCUGCUGCAGGUAUAUGCUGGUCGCCGAGGCCAUCGCGAGGCUCUUUGGGGACGACCAGGUGCGCUCGCUGCUCGCGACGUGUCUGGAUGCGUGCAAACAAGCCGGUGUCCAUGGGACCCUGCUUGAUAUGGCCACCACGGCCGUUUGA
Messenger RNA from Pyricularia pennisetigena, 4665 nucleotides. RefSeq lists its product as uncharacterized. Gene Ontology annotation, biological process: tRNA methylation. Bases 1 to 4665 code for a protein of 1554 amino acids. Gene Ontology annotation, cellular component: cytosol. The record is from RefSeq and is a predicted model, not a curated record. NCBI's taxonomy places the organism in Eukaryota, Fungi, Ascomycota, Sordariomycetes, Magnaporthales, Pyriculariaceae. The transcript has 9 exons.